Eublepharis macularius is the source of this 2134-nucleotide messenger RNA. It is a transcript of the gene RBM18, whose product is annotated as RNA binding motif protein 18. NCBI's taxonomy places the organism in Eukaryota, Metazoa, Chordata, Lepidosauria, Squamata, Eublepharidae. The transcript is spliced from 6 exons. The record is from RefSeq and is a predicted model, not a curated record. Gene Ontology annotation, molecular function: RNA binding. Bases 50 to 643 code for a protein of 197 amino acids.
CGGCGCGGGUAGAUGACGUUACAUCGAGACUAAGCGAGGCGCUGAGGGGAUGCCGGUGCGGAUGGCGGCCGCAGUGCCUCCCAUGCAGAGCCUGCGCUUGGAGAAUGCAUCCAUCUUGUCUGAGGGGGCUCUGCAGGAUGGGCAUCGCCUCUGGAUUGGCAACCUGGACCCCAAGAUUACAGAGUAUCACCUUCUUAAGCUCCUUCAAAAGUUUGGCAAGGUGAAGCAAUUUGACUUCCUGUUCCACAAAUCUGGCGCUUUGGAGGGGCAACCCAGGGGCUACUGCUUUGUGAACUUUGAAACUAAGCCGGAAGCUGAGCAAGCAAUUCAGUGCCUCAAUGGCAAGCUGGCCCUGUCCAAAAAACUGGUGGUGCGGUGGGCCCAUGCCCAGGUCAAGAGAUAUGAUCAGAAUAAGAAUGAGAAGAUCCUUCCCAUCAGUCUGGAGCCCUCAUCCAGCACAGAGCCAGCCCAGUCCAACCUGAGCGUUAGUGCAAAGAUCAAAGCCAUUGAGGCCAAGCUGAAAAUGAUGGCUGAGAACCCAGAUGCAGAGUUCCCCCCAGUGGCUGCUUACUCCUACUUCAAGCCGCCCGAUAAGAAACGGACUGCUCCAUACUCCAGGGCAGGCUGGAAGUCAAAAAGAUGAUCCUGAUGGAACGUAGGCGCCUGCCCCCACUCUCCAGCGUUCUUGUGCAUACAGUUAACUAGGAAGACCAACAGACUGCACUGGACUGUUUGACCUCUGGAGAGUGCUCUGCCUCGUACCCGGUUGUCUCGCCCAAUUACACAUGGAGAGGAACUUUCUCAGUGAUGGGGGGGAUACAAACUAUGAUGCCACCCCAAAAAUCUGUGAAGAACAUCUUAAAAGAAAAAUAAACCCAAGAUUUUUUUCACUAGUAAUACCAGAACUUUUUACCCACACCAGUGGAGCUAAGUCUGAUCCUAAAAUCAAAGAUUGUUGUUGUCAGUUGAAUUCUUUUUUUUUUUUUAGUUGCUUGAGUUAAUUUUCUCCUAGCCAGAAAAUACUACUGCUUUUAUUAGUCAGUGUGGAAAACAUAUUUGACACAAACCCAAACCUGAAUAGGGAGUUACAUGUAUACUCCUCCAGCAACCAACCUACUGCACAAAUAGCUUUUGUUUCAUCUUGAAUAUUGUUUAAACAAACUUGAACCCUGAAACUGGGGGUGGCUGUCUGUGUUGCUUCUUCUGCCCAGUUAAACACUCAGACAUAUGUAUCAAUAUGUUCUUUUUAAAUGGUUGUACAGGAAUAAACUGCAUUUAGGACUGCCAGUGUAGCAGUUUUAAUAUGGCAUCUUGAAGUUCAGUAAACUUCUGUGAAAAGCUUGUAAUUUAUUACUCAGUUCACUCCAAGAGACCAUUUUCCUGUUCUCCAUUUUAUCGUCACAACAGCCUUGUGGAGUAGGUUAGCCAGAGAGAGAGAGUAAUUGGCCUAUGGUCAUCCAGCAAGCUUCCAUCGCAGAAUGAGGAUUCAAGCCUGGGUGCCUCAGAUCCUCAUCUGAUGCUUUAACCUCUACACCACUCUGGUAAAACAGUCCAGGCUGGUUGUCCGGAUGCAUUUCAAAUUAAAAGUUGAAAUUCUGUAUCCUAAUUAUGCUAAUGAAGCAUCUUUGUGUAAACAUUUUGUAUACUUCAUCUUGCAUAGGAUCAGCAAGAAUAGAUAUUGAAGUCCCUUACCAGUUACUCCAAAUCUUGUUCACUUGCAUUUCUGGUUUCGGUAUAUGUUGUUCCCACCCUUCCAAGCAUCUCAACCAUAAAUCCUAGAAACUUGUUCUUUGCAGGUUUCUUUUUUUUGCUGAUGUUGAUAAAUGAAUGCAAUUACUGACCAAAUACAUUGAGUUUCCUGCACUCUUGUGUUAUUCCAGCAUCCACUGGCGUUGACAACAGUGGUGUCAGCAUGUAUGCAAUAAGGUAAUCUGGGGGCGGGGGGGGGGGGAGUUUUCAGGCAGAUACAUGUUUGCUGGUUAUGCCUGAAAAAUUUAAAUACCCUUUUCUGCACAUUGUGAUAUCUAAAAAUGUAUAUGUUGGUGUCUAGUAUUUUGAACCUCUUUCCCCCCACCCUCCAGCUCAGCUUUUAAAAUUACAGUUCCAUGAGACUGAGAUCCAUAAAAUCAUUGUG